AUGUCAAACAAGGAAUUAUUACUACGUGUUGAACACGUGAAAUAUCGUAUGCCAGGUGCUGCUAAAUCACCUGUUGGCACAUUUUAUGUUUACGAAGAUCGGGUUGAGUGGUUGGAUAAUGCUUCGGAUGAAAAGCUCGUUGUCUUUUUCAAUGAUAUUAGAGGACAGCGGAUCUCGCCACCAAACAAAACAAAAACGCAGCUCCAAAUAUGCAAGCAUAACGACGAACAAGCAACAUUUGUUUUCGUUAACCCACUUGGCAAGGAGAUGCAUAUAAAGGAUCGCGAUUUAGUAAAAGAAAUGUUACAACAAGCGCUUAUACAUCACAGGCAGAUUGUUAGUCAAAAUGCUGCACAGUCGUUGAAGUACAGUAAAGCAAAAGAAUUAGAAGCAAAGAAGAAGAUUUUAGAGCGCAACAAGCAUUUGCAAGAAUUAUACAAACAUUUGGUUGCGUCGAAACUGAUAUCUGCUCAAGAUUUCUGGAGCGAGUAUUAUCAAAAUAAAGACGCGGAUGGUGGCAAAUUAGGUGUUUCAAGUGGAUUUCUGAGCAGUAUUGCUCAAUCCGAAGGCACGAAUGGAGUCAAGUUAAAUCUCAAUGUUGAUACAAUUCAGAGUAUAUUCAGAACUUACCCAGCAGUUGAAAGGAAACAUCUGGAACUAGUACCGCAUGAAAUGACAGAGCAAGAAUUUUGGGCGAAGUUUUUUCAAUCACAUUACUUUCAUCGUGAACGUGAGGUAGCGCCUAGUCCAUCCGAUCCAUUUUCGGAUUGUAUUAAAGCAGAUAAUGCAGAAAUGCGUAAACUACUCGAUACGAAGAUUGCUCAUAAAACUCUCGAUUUUUCGUACAUCCAUGAUGAUCCUUUAAUUGAUAGCGUACCAUCCUUAUCGCAAUAUGCUUCGUCAUCGAAAGAUAUCUUGAUGAAAAGGUUCAAUUAUCAUUCAGAACGAGUUCUGCUUACUACUGCCGAAAAUGAAGUACUGGCUGUCACCGGUUUGGAAGGACAAGCGAAUGAAGAAAGCACGAAGAUGGGUAAACCGAAAUCAAAAGAAGAGGAUGAAAAUGAAAUAAUAUUAGAAAGUGAGGAACUGAGAUCAGAUAAGCGCGAUGAAGACUUAGAUCUCAUUUCAUUCGCAAUCAAUAAUGUGGUUAGAUCAACAAAACGUUAUACCGAUGAACAAGCACAAGCUUAUCGAGAUAUUGUAUUAAGGGUAUGCGAAGCUAUGUCAGAGAAUGAAGAUUAUGAUGACGAUUUAGAGGACGAUUCGAAUAAUGAUUAUGAAGAUCUCUUAAAAUUGGCCACUGCUGUUACAGAAGCUAGAAACAUUGCACCAGAGUUGACUGCAACAGAUUUGGUUGACUUACAAGCAAUCCACGAUUCUGUUGCCGAGCUAUUAAAGCAUUUUUGGAUGUGUUUUCCGCCGACGAAUCCUGACAUGGAUGAAAAAUUAAAAAGGAUGAAUGUAACUUUACGAAGUUUUGAAGAAAAAAUUACUUCAGCGGAAGAACGAUUUGGAGAAAAAAAUCUUCUACGUUGUCGCCAAAUGCUCAGUUUCUCUUACACGCGUUAUGAUGCAUACUUGCAGAAAAAGAAGAAAUAG
Molecule: messenger RNA, 1599 nt
Organism: Cercopithifilaria johnstoni
Lineage: Eukaryota; Metazoa; Nematoda; Chromadorea; Rhabditida; Onchocercidae
Source: the annotation of a GenBank genome assembly